Molecule: messenger RNA, 4473 nt
Organism: Aureococcus anophagefferens
Lineage: Eukaryota; Pelagophyceae; Pelagomonadales; Pelagomonadaceae
Exons: 6
Coding region: 1-4473 (1490 amino acids)
Molecular function (GO): 2-oxoglutarate-dependent dioxygenase activity
Source: RefSeq, a predicted model, not a curated record
AUGCUCCUCAGCCAUGUGCUCGAGAACCAGCAGAUGGCGGCGCUGGAGAAGGGCCUCGGGCGCAUGGCGGCCCUGCUCGAGGAGGAGCGGCUCGCCGUCGCGGAGGCCGAGGAGGCGGCGCGGCAUGCGCCGCCGGAGGCCGAGGAGUCGGACUACGACCGGGAGCGGCGCGAGGCGGCGGCGGCGUACCUGCGCGUGCGCGAGGAGCUCUCCUCCCCCGGCGAGGAGCUCGAGGCCGCGGAGCAGGACAUGGACGCGUCCCGCGUCGCCGAGGGCCGCACGUUCCUCGAGCGGCGGACGCGCGUCGUCCUCGCCGACCGCGCCGACUACGGCGACGCGCUCCUGUCCCAGGACGCCGUCGCGGCGGACCUGCGGCGCGCGCUCCGCGCGGCCCCGGAGGCCGACGGCGCGGCGGAAAUCGCCGCGGCGCUCGACGCCCAGCACGCGCUCGCGUUCGCUCUAACGCGCGCGCUCGACCGCGACGCGGACGACGACGACGCCGCGUGGCGCGACCUGCGGGCCCGCGCCGACGAGCUCGAGCCGGCGGUGCUCGCGGACUGCCCGCGGGGCGCCGAGGAGCUCGCGCGGCUCCGCGCGCUCGCCGACGGCGUCCUGGAAGCGAAGGCGGCGCUGCGCGCCGCGCUCGCGGCCGGCGGCGCCGCGGCGCUCGCGGAGGCCCACGACGCGGCGACGCGGUCGCUGGCCGCCGUGCUGGGCGUCCAGGGCGACCACGUCGGCUUCGGCCUCCUGCUCCGGGCGCGGCGCGCGCGCGACGCCGCGGCCGUCGCGGAGCGCGCGGCGGCGGGAAACAGGGCAGCAAAAGAGAGCGAAAUUCCCAACUUCAAAGGCUCCGAUCUCGGCCAUUUUCCACUCGCCGGAAAGGCCGCGACGCCCGCGCGCGCGCUCGCGGCGCUCCGGAGCGCCGUCGACGCCUUCGCGGCGGACUUCGCCGUCGAGGACGCCACGGCGGGGGCGAGCAAGCGGCGGGCGGCGCCGCUGCGGGCCGCGCUCGAUGUGGAGCCGGAGGACGCGCUGAGUCGCGUGCUCCGCGCCGCGGAGCGGCGGGAGAAGGGGCCGCCGCGGGACGUCGAUCACCCCGCCGUCGCCGCGGCGGCGGCCUGUUUGCGGCUGGACGAGUUGGCGUCGAGCCUCGACCGGCGGUGGGGCGAGCUCCGCGGGUCGCCGGAGCCCGGCGACUACGCGCUCGCGCGCGCCGCGCGCGACGCGCUCGCGGGCGCCGCCGCGGAGCCGUCGGACGACGACGCGGUUCUAGCCGUGCGCCGCGCGUGCACGGCCUUCGCCGCAAACUGCGACGUCGAGCUCGCGCUCGGCGCGCGGCUGCUCGUGCCCAUCCGCUGCGACCUGAGCCUGCUCAUCGUGCGGCACGCCGUCGAGGCGGCGAAGGACUUUGGCUACGACGCCAGCGACGCGCCCCUGCGCGCGGACGUCGUCGAGGCCGCGCGCGCGUCGCCGCUCUACGAGGCGCCGACGUGCGACGAGACGCCGCCGGAGCCCGUGAGCGGCCGCGACGCCUACGCGGCGCACUGGGCGUACAAGACCUGGGCCGACAUUCCCGAAAUCCAGCACCCCGGCGAGGGCUGCGACGCGAGCGAGAUCAAGGCGGAGUUGUUUCGCGGGCCGACGCCCAUGGCGCCGCUCGAUCCGCCCGCGACGCUCCGCGACGCGCGCGCCGACGCGGAAAGGCGCGUCGAGGCCGUCGAGGCGCUCGUCGCGCGGUUCCGCGUGGCCAUCAAAGCCGCGGACCGCGCGGCUUUACGGACCGCCGUCGACGACGCGGACGCGAUGGGCUUCGGCGGCGACCCCGUGGGCGACGCGGCGACGCUCCUGGCGACGGGCGCCGUCGACGACGACGGCGGCGUCGCGUACACGGGGCUGCGGUCCGGCCUCACGCUGCCGCGCGCCGACGACAUCUGCCCCAACUGGGGCGACCCGCCGGUGCUCACGACGGAGCAGGAGGUCGACGCCGCGCGCCAGCUCCAGAUGGAGCUCGACGAGUGCGACGCCGAUAAGUUCGAGGGCUUCGAGGAGGCGGGCAAGCACGACUUCGGCGAGGGCUUCGACGACGCGUUUUUGUUACUCGCGGACGCGCCGCGGAACGCGGAGGAGGAGGCGAAGAUCAAGGCGCUCCGGGCGGACCUCGACCGGCAGCGCGCGGACGCGCCGCGGCUUUUGGACGCGAAGCUCGCCGCGGAGGCGGCGGCGCUCGCGAAGGACCACCUGGCCUACUGCGAGAAGCUGCGGGACGAGGUCGUGAAUCUGAUGUACACGGGCGACAAGGACACGCCGCCGACGGACCUCAUCAGCCGCGAGGACGAGGAGAAGAUGAUGGCCGAGGAGCGGAAGAAGUACGACUUCGAGUGGCCGCCGAAUCCGGAGCGCUGGGGCGCGGAGCUGCCCGACGACUGGCGGCCCCAGGCGUCCCUCGACGACCGGGAGAACGACGUGCACCCCGAGGACUUCAAGUGGUCCACGACGCCCUUCGACGGGCGGGACUACUGCGAGCCCACGGAGCCGGUCCCCGAGUACGACGACGAGACGACGGUCUACGAGGACAUCCCCGUGCCGAGCUGGAAGGACCUCCAGUGGCCCGGCAUGGACAAGUGGAAGGCGGAGCAGGCCAUCCGCGACGCCAAGGAGGCGGCCUGGACCAAGGAGGACACGGAAAGGCGCGUAAAGCUCACCGUCGACCUCGCCGAGGAGAUCUCGUCGGACAUUAGCAACGCGCACGCGCGCGCGACGGCGACCACGCUCAACGCGCACUGGAUGGACGGCGCGUCCUGGCGCGGGCCCUACGCGACCAAGGGCAGCCUCGUCGCCCGGGAGUUCAUCGAGGACCUCGAGGGCGGGUGCCCGGGCACCCACCCGGACUUCCCCAACAAGGCACAGUCCCCGACCGUGCUCUGCGCGCUGCUGCCGAUAGCUCGCGGCGAGUUCGAGUCCUGGGACAUGCACGGCGCGUCGAGCCUGCCGCCGCGCCACUACCUCGACGCCUUCUCGCGGCCGCACGUGCUCCGGCGCGUCUGCCUGCGCCGCGGCGGCUGCGCCGGCGGCGUCGCGCUCAGCGACGCGGAGGUCGCGGGCCUCCCGCUCGAGGACGUCGUCUUCGGCGACGGCCACGUCCGGCAGACCUACUUCGAGCAGCACCGGCCCCUCGCGGCCGUCCGCGGACUCUGGGAGAAGCCCGACAUCGAAGUCCAGCGGCAGGCGGAGAAGGCGACGCAGCGCCGCUUGGAACAGGCCGCGAAGCAGCGGCCGUCGCUGCUCUCGCCGCGGAACCGGCGCCUCGCGCGCGGCGAGCGGCGAAAGAAACUCGCGGAGAAGACGACGACGGGCGCCGCCGUGCUCCUCGAAGACACACAACCGUGCUACGUGUCCGCCGCGAGCAACUGGACAACCACAAAAUACCUCGGCGAGACGCUCGACCUCGCUUUGCUCGGCGAGCGCCCGAACGCGUGGGUCGGCCGCGCGUCGACGGCGGCCGCGCACUACGAUGCGGCGGUCAACUCCUUCGCCGUCGUGCGCGGGUCGAAGCGCUUCCUCGUCGCGCCGCCGGGCACCGUCGAGGACGAGCGCAGCUACCUGCACCCGCACUUCCGGCGGUCGCGGUCGCUCGCGGCCGCCGACGAUCAGGAAGUGGUCGCGGCGGGCUUCGAGGCCGUCGACCUCGACGCGGGCGACGUCCUCGUGCUGCCGGCCUACUGGUGGCACCAGGUGUCGACGGUGGACGGCUUCUCCAUCAGCGUCAACGCGUGGAAACGGCCGCCGCCCGUGGAAAAAGCGAUGGCGCUCGCGAAGCGGCCCGACGACGUGCUCCCCUUCGGCGCGAACUGGGCCCGGGGCGACACGAUCGCCGUGCUGGAGCGGCUGCUGGAGACGCUCGUCGCCGGCGUGCUGAGCGGCGUCGACGCCCGGGCCUGGCUCCGGCGGAAGCUCGAGCAUCGCCUCGGCGACCUGCCCGGCAUGUACCCGAAGCUCCUGACGGGCGCGACGGCGCGCCACUGCGCGCCGGCGAACCGCGCGGCGCGGGCCGCGCGCGCGGCGGCGCUCUGGGACGCUCCGGCCAUCGCGCCGCGCGUCGCGCGCGCGGCCGGCAUCCUCCGCGGCCUCGACGAUGCGCGCGUCCGCGCCGUCGAGCUCGGCAACGCCGUCGAGGCCGUCGCCCAGGCGGCCCUCGCGCCGGAGAGGAACGCGACGGAGUUCGCGCCGGGCAUCUUCGAGUGCCGCGCGCGCCGGAGCGCGCGACCGGCCGUCGCGUUUUUGCUGUCGUGUUUCCGCGACGACGAGCGCGCGGCGCCGGCGGCGGCGGACGCGUCCUUCGAGGACGAGGACGCGGGCUUCGAGGACGAGGACGCGGGCUUCGAGGACGAACGGUGGAACGCGACGCCGGCGGACGCGGCCGUCGGCGCCGCGCCCGCGGCGGUCGGCCGCGUCGCGACGGCGUCGGAACUCUAA